UCAGUCAUGGCCGACGACUGCAGAAGACAGGGGUUUGAGCUCGAAAGAAGGAUUUUUGAGUUGGAUAACAAGUGCGCCAGUCUCCGGAUAGAAAAGCAAGAUGAUGACUAUUUACAGAAUGCGUCUGCCAUACUAGACAAGUUGAAAAGCUAUUACAGACAAGGGGGAGAGAGUAGCAGUCUGCCAAAACUGCUCCAGGAUUACGCACAGGUGGUUCUGGACAUCACGUUCUAUGAGGAGAAUAAGCUGGUGGACCAGGAGUUUCCAGAGGACUGCUCCCCAUACAAGAUCCAGCAGCUGCUGCAGGACCUGACCGAGCCCGAGGUGCUGGCGGGCAGACUCGCACCUGCCCAAGAGGUUCAGUCUGUGCUGGGGCUAGAGCUGCUGGAAUGCCUGUACUGGCGGCGGGGGGCGCUGUUGUACAUGUACUGCCACACCCUGCACCAGAGGAAGCAAUGGAUCAAGAAGAACAAAGCUACCUUCCUGAAGUGUCUUCACGAAGGCGUGCGCUACCUGAUGAGGAUGCUCCAGGUGAGGAACUCGGUGAAGCUCAACGAUGGCGUGGUGUUCCAUGACUCCGCUACAGCCAACUUCCUGGCUGAAGGCAUCUUUUCGGACACCCACCUACUGACCAUGAUGUACAUAGGGGAGAUGUGCUUCUGGGCGGUCAAGUACGAGGAUUGUGGCAUGGAGACAACGGAGAGGAAGGAGGAGAGGUUGCAGUUCCGGGACAUCGGCACCCAGAUCCUGCACAAGUACGUGCUGGUAUGCGAGGGUCCCCUCCAGGGCCAGGGCUGGAACACCGAGAAUGCCAAGGAGAUCCUCAACAUCUUACAGUAAACAGAGGGGUAGGGGUGUCUGUAAAAUAAAAAGUUCACACAGUGGAAAGAGGAAAAAAAAGCCCCUUCCCCUCCUCAUCCCCAAAAGCACUUAAUCUUCCAGACUGUUGGCUGGGCAUGUGUUUGCUCUGAGAAUGUGGUUUAAAAAAUAAAAAUGAAAAAAAGGAAAAAGAUCUUAAUUCAGCUGGGAAUGGAACAUCACACAACAGCUACUUGUAUUUAUUAUUUUUAUUUUUUAUUU
Molecule: messenger RNA, 1080 nt
Organism: Megalops cyprinoides (Indo-Pacific tarpon)
Lineage: Eukaryota; Metazoa; Chordata; Actinopteri; Elopiformes; Megalopidae
Gene: rimoc1
Product: chromosome 4 C5orf51 homolog
Exons: 6
Coding region: 7-840 (277 amino acids)
Biological process (GO): mitophagy
Source: RefSeq, a predicted model, not a curated record